AUGCUCACGAGAACGAUUCUAGUUUGCGUGAUCCUACUGACGCGUCGAGGGAGCGCUGCGCCGACGACAGAGCAACGUAUGACGUCGAGCAAGAUGAUCACGAAGGAUCUAGACAGCUCUGCCAGCGGAUACGUGUACAAUCAGCAACAGGGCCUUCCGGUUUACUACGUGCGGUACACCAAUCACGGAAGUAGAGGCUACUACCAUGCACCGGACGCCGUGCAGUACGUUGUUGGGGCUGCUACACCUGUUGCGCAUGGUGUUCCUGAAACGACGCCGCUUCUGCUCCCCUAUGCAACCGCGGAGGAUGUUCCGCGCCCGACCCACCAAGGAACUGCCAAUUACGGUAACGAGCAAUCGCCAGAACAGCCGGUCGAGUCGCUGCCACGCGCCCCGUAUUACGCUGAUGGAAAGAUUGGCGUGAACGAGGGGGACGAGGAGGAAGACACAGGGGCUGAGAAUGUCGAAGAGGAUCAUGGUAAUGGGAACAGCGAGGUGGAUGAAGAGGAAGAGGGUGAUCAUGACGCCGAUGGGGUGUUUCAUGAUGGAUCCGCGGGAUCAGUGGAAGCGUUUGGGCAUGCUGGUGGUUACGGUCAUGAGGGAAUCGGUGGAUCUAGGGGUGACGGGGGUUCUUCGUUUGAAGCUGGGGACGGGAAGCAGAAUACGGCUGAGGAAUAUUCCGAGAGUGGAGAGAAGGGUGAAAAGGGGUAUAAGACGGAGAAGGAAUUCAGCAAAGAUGAACGUGGUAGUAACGAUAGAGAGAAUGAGCAAGGAUACUACGAGAACAAAGGUGAACAGGAGAAAGGACACGUGGACGAAUCUGAGAAGCACGGUUCCCACAAAGAGGUAGAAAAGAGCAAAGAGGGCGGGAGCCACGGUCAGUCGUCGUACCAUAAGAAGGGGGAGAAAACUAAUGGUUUCCACAAUGUCUAUCACAAGGACGAAUACAAGAAGGAGACGGACUUCUACGACGAUGACCAUAAGAAGGGCCAUUUCGUCGAGUACGAGGAAUUCAACAAAGGUUACAAGAGCGACGAGGGUGAUUUUAAGGAAGGCAGACAUCAUUCUUCCGGACACGAUUAUCAGGACGUCGAGAAGAAAGGACAUUACGAUAAGGGGCACAGCGAGACUCAGGAUCAAGGUCACCAGGCUGAAGGAGGCGAUAUAUUGUAUUACUCGAAUCACGAGGAUUAUGGUAUCGAAGAGGAUUCAAAAUCCACCAAAGAGCAUAAAUUCCAAAAAGAGGAUCGUUAA
This is a messenger RNA of Eufriesea mexicana, 1254 nucleotides long. RefSeq names its product high mobility group nucleosome-binding domain-containing protein 5. The transcript has 2 exons. The record is from RefSeq and is a predicted model, not a curated record. NCBI's taxonomy places the organism in Eukaryota, Metazoa, Arthropoda, Insecta, Hymenoptera, Apidae. Bases 1 to 1254 code for a protein of 417 amino acids.